CUCUCCAUGCUGCUUUCUGCCCAUGACUUGCAUCUACCUUCUCGAGUCGCCGAUGACAGUCUUUCCAAUGCAACGGAUUGAACCAUGCACAUUCCAUGUCUCGGCUCCACACCAUUUCUUCAUUAUUCUUGUUUGAUUCACUUCUUUUCCUUUUGCUGCUUCAGUCCUGGGGGGAUUCAAAAAUUUCUGGAGUCCGGGCAUGUUUUACUGGGCAGGACUUCUUGCUCUUGACGCUUGCUUCUGUGGGCCGGGCUGAAGUUCCUUUCGCGACCAUAGAAUGUUUAUCCGGGUUUCUAUUGCUCCCUAAUACCGCGGUACUGUUUACCCUUGCUGUCUCGAUGUUUAAGUACGAAUGGAACCAGAAAAAAAAAACCCGAAAAGGAUAAAAGCCUCUUGCUCGUUUCACUCUUCCCAGCGGG
Aspergillus heteromorphus CBS 117.55 is the source of this 419-nucleotide messenger RNA. RefSeq lists its product as uncharacterized. Bases 96 to 386 code for a protein of 96 amino acids. The transcript has a single exon. NCBI's taxonomy places the organism in Eukaryota, Fungi, Ascomycota, Eurotiomycetes, Eurotiales, Aspergillaceae. The record is from RefSeq and is a predicted model, not a curated record.